AUGAACGGUGUUCGUCCUGAAUUUCGGAAACAACUUUCUAGCCAUGACCCCCAGAUUGAUCAAAUUGCAACGUUUUUGACCGUGGCAAAAAAGGAACAAGAUAUUCAUGAACAAUUUGAAAAAUUUCAAGAAAUGAAAAUUCAACCCCAACAACCAUACAUCUUCAUGAAUCCGGAAUCAACAACCGUAACGGCCGUCAUUCAUCAACGGCCAUAUCGACAUCCAAAUCAUUCCAGCCGGGAUUUACAACAAUUGGAAAUCGGGAAAUCUGUCGAAAGACAGCAAUCAUUUAUUCCAGGUUCUCAUCGUAAAUUAUUGAAAUCGUCAGAAAUUCCACGCAAAUCGACAACGAAACAACCAAAACAACAGCAAACACUCACACCCAUUCUCGAUGAUCCAACAACGUCAACAUCGUCGUCAACGUCCACCCCAUCGUCGAUGGUGUCGGAUGCAAACAAAACAGCUUGGGCGAAAGAAAAUCGGAAAAACUUAAAACGACUUGGUGGUGGUGAUCGUGGUGAUGGUGGUGGUCGUGGUGGUGAUAAUAGAGGAACUCGCCAUUACCAGAUUGGGCCCUCUUUUGACCAACAGGGACCACCAGUUGGGACCAAUUGGGUACUGUUGGGACCAGUAGGAACCAAUUGGAUCCUGUUGGGACGAAUAGCGUCCUAUUGGGAGCAAUAG
Messenger RNA from Didymodactylos carnosus, 684 nucleotides. The record is from the annotation of a GenBank genome assembly. Lineage: Eukaryota; Metazoa; Rotifera; Eurotatoria; Philodinida; Philodinidae.